Molecule: messenger RNA, 939 nt
Organism: Melampsora larici-populina 98AG31
Lineage: Eukaryota; Fungi; Basidiomycota; Pucciniomycetes; Pucciniales; Melampsoraceae
Exons: 2
Coding region: 1-939 (312 amino acids)
Source: RefSeq, a predicted model, not a curated record
AUGAUCUCUUACAUUCAAGCUAUACCAUCUACCCAACACCUUUCAAUUAAUCAACUCAAACGAGCUAUCAUUAAUGCAUCCUCAGUCACCUCAAAUCUAACAGAUCUCAUCAAACCAUCAGAGAAUACUGCAUCUACAAACUCUACUGGUCCUCCUACCUUACCGGUUACUAAUUCUACUGAUAACACAACAGCCAACGUGACUUAUUCUCCUCUUUCACCUGCUCUUAAUACUACUAGCACUCUCAAUCUCAAUGGUACUGUUACUAAUCCUUCUCUCAACAAUACCGUUGGUACUCCUUCUGUCUCUGCAGCUAUUAAUGCUACAAGUACCCCGUCUAUCAAUGCUACAAGUAACCCUUCUGCCAAUGCUACCGGUAUCACUUCUAUGAACGUUAGUAUGCCUUCUAUGAACGUUACCAGUAUUCCUUUUAUGAACGCUACCAGUACGCCUUCUAUAAAUGGUAGCAAUAACCCUUCUAUGAACACUACAAGUACCCCUUCUACUAAUGAUACCAGUACCCCUUCUAUCAACACUACCAGUACGCCUUCAAGCAAUGUAACAAGUAUUCCUUCAAGCAAUUUAACAAGUAUUCCUUUAACCAAUACCACAAGCAUUCUUUUACCCAAUACCACAAGUAUUCCUUCAACCAAUACCACAAAUAUUCCUUCAACCAAUACCACAAGUAAACCUUCAGUGACUUAUAUCCCAAACCAUUCAUCUGAUUCACAUCAUUCUAAAAACCAUCAUUCAAAUUCAAUCAAAAAAGAUUCUUCACAUCAUCAAAUCUCGGAAUCUGAUGUAGAUCAACAAAAGAAGGUUGUAGAGAAGUCUUGGAAGAAGUAUCUUGAUGAUCAGGAGAAAUUGGAUCGGAUGAUGGUUUCACAUCUGGAAUUAGAUGCUAAGGAUUUUAAACCCAUGAAUAUGAAACCAAUGUAA